Molecule: messenger RNA, 1757 nt
Organism: Asparagus officinalis (garden asparagus)
Lineage: Eukaryota; Viridiplantae; Streptophyta; Magnoliopsida; Asparagales; Asparagaceae
Product: GDT1-like protein 1, chloroplastic
Exons: 12
Coding region: 171-1337 (388 amino acids)
Biological process (GO): Golgi calcium ion homeostasis; manganese ion transmembrane transport; calcium ion transmembrane transport
Cellular component (GO): chloroplast thylakoid membrane; Golgi apparatus
Molecular function (GO): calcium ion transmembrane transporter activity; manganese ion transmembrane transporter activity
Source: RefSeq, a predicted model, not a curated record
UUACGUUUGAGGCUUUGAGCCAGUGAUUGAGCCUAACCGGAUAACGCGAAUUCCUUCGCGUGUCCCGUGCCUCUCUCAGGCCUCUCAGCCCUCCAUUCAUUCUUCUGCCAAAUUUAGAAGAAGAAGAAGAAGAAGAGAGAGGUGAGAGAGAGAGAGAGAGACUGGUGGCCAUGUCUUCUACUCUCUUCUUCCAACCACUCUCACUCUCCUCUUCCAAGAGUCCCUCAGUCUCCACCGCGAAACACUUCUUCUUCUCUUCUGCUCCCAAAUCUCUGCUCUCGUUGCCUCACAAACCGACCAAGGUUUUCCCACCGUCGUCAUCGUCAGCACCAGCGGAGGUGGGGGUGGAUGAGACUUCUCCGGCCGUGGAUCGAGAGGACGUGUUUGAUGUCGUGAAGGACCCCUGGUACCUUGCUAAGAAUGGCAUGAGGAGAAUGUUGGGAUCAGCUACAUCCAAUUACCAUCUAAUAGAUGACUCCUCAAAACUUUUGAAUUUCCUGACAGGAAAUUGUACUCCUGAUUGCCUCAAGAAUAAGGGAGCUCUGCUCUCUCAUUUAUAUAAUGGGAUUAAAGUGACUCUUCUCAUAGGGUUGCUAACUUUUCAAGGCUCUCAGGAGGCUGUCGCAGAUACAGAAUUAUCUGGUAGAAUGCAGUCCCUUUCUUAUUUCGGAGAUCUGGGUGACAUUAAUACAGGUUUUGCUUCAGCUUUCUUGUUAAUAUUUUUCUCUGAACUAGGGGACAAAACAUUUUUCAUUGCAGCACUUUUAGCUGCAAGAAACUCUGGUGCUAUUGUUUUCAUUGGCACAUUUGGUGCUCUUGCGGCAAUGACUAUUGUGUCUGUUGUUCUUGGUCGUACUUUUCACUAUGUUGAUGGUAUUCUUCCGUUCAGAUUAGGUGGGUCUGACUUACCAAUUGAUGAUAUUGCGGCAGUUUGUCUUUUGGUUUAUUUUGGAGUUACAACACUAAUGGAAGCAUCUUCAGGUGAUGGACUAAAAAUAGAUGAAGAACAAAAGGAGGCAGAACUGGCAGUUUCAGAAUUAUCAGCAAAUGGUGCAGGAAUCAUGUCUGCUGCCAGUACAGUAAUAAGUACUUUCCUGCUGGUCUUUGUUGCUGAAUGGGGUGAUAAAUCCUUUUUCUCUACGAUAGCGCUUGCUGCUGCCUCUUCCCCGCUUGGCGUCAUUAGUGGAGCAUUGGCUGGUCAUGGUCUUGCAACUUUGCUUGCAGUUAUUGGAGGUUCUUUGAUGGGAACAUUUUUUUCAGAGAAGGUUAUCGCGUACAUAGGAGGGGUUCUCUUUCUUGUCUUUGCUGUAGUAACGUUAAUUGAGACUGUGAGCUAGACCAAGCUCAAAAUAGUUUGUUAUUAGCAGAUUGCUUGUUUGUCCUUGUGUAAACAUGGAUGCUGAUUAAAGGAAGACGCCAAUCUUUUCCGCCAUUGAUUAAGGAACUAGAGUGUCAUCAGUUGCUGAUACAUGUCAGCAAAUGCUCUUUGGGGAGCCAUUUUCAUCAAGUUUGCCUGAUUUCUGGAAGAAGACUAGUUUGAAUCACCCUUUACAUCUCCGCUGUUUGCUUAAUCAUUGUUUGAAGGCCGUCAAGUUGUUUAUUUGUAAAAUGACAUCAAUGUCAGAACUAUGUGAUAAACAAUUGGCUUUUGUCCUAAUUUCAGUCUAAAAAUACUCGUGAGUUAGAAGGGGCAAUGUAUUUCAUUUUUACAGGUAAUUAAUGCUAAUGGUCCAGAAGCUGUCUUGAGUCUUGAAUUA